This is a messenger RNA of Fukomys damarensis (Damara mole-rat), 2510 nucleotides long. RefSeq lists its product as uncharacterized. The transcript has 3 exons. Bases 1 to 879 code for a protein of 292 amino acids. Lineage: Eukaryota; Metazoa; Chordata; Mammalia; Rodentia; Bathyergidae. The record is from RefSeq and is a predicted model, not a curated record.
AUGGGGCGGAUAGAACCUCAGAGAGCAAAUGUCGCAGUCCUGGAAGUUCCCUGCGCGCCCACCAGAUGGCGGCAACCGCCACCGCAGAAGGCGGGGGGCCGCGCCCCGAGUCGCCGACUCCUGCACUCUCUUCCCGACGGCCUAGCGUGCAGCCCCUCAGCGCUGCGGGCCUUGAGGAGAGGAGUUCGGGGCAGUGGCGCCCCGGCUUCAGAUCGCAAGGCGAGGCGGUCUGGACCUAGCACGGCACCCGGUGCCGGGCGCGUCCCUGCGACAAACAAGAGCGGUACAAACGCCGCACGCUUAAAUGCUUUCUGCGGAGACAGCGCCUUCCACUCUCACCGCAUUCUCUUGGGGAACAGGGCCAGGGAAUCCGCGGACUGUGCUGGUUCCCACAAGCAGACCGCGACCGGGCCGGUUCCAGACCGAGGCUGCGAUUCCCGGGCCCGCGCUCCGGCCUCGCUCCACACCCACUCGGUCUCCCCGCGAGGACAACGUCCGUGUGGCUUCCAUCCGACCUCGGCGUGGGAAGCAGCCCUCCCCUCGCUAAUAGGUCAGCUUGAGAAGGCUGCGCGGUGGGGACACUCGCUCACCUGUGGGUCUCCCAAGGCUGGGGUCUCGGUGCUCAGUGCUGGGGCUCACAGCGUGAGGGAGGCCCCCAUCUUGGGCCCUGGGGGUCGGCUCCUGCGCCUGGGUCCCGCUGGGCACCGGGGGCCUCCACACGGCUCUGUCACAGUGGAAGAUGGGACAAGGUGCAUCCAAAGCCACAGCCACCGCGUGCAGAACAAGGCCCGAGGAAAACGACACACAGCUCAGGACCUGGGAGGCAAGGUGGCCGCGGCUCCGCGGAUGUUGUGUAAGCAGCUUACAGAAAAUAAAUGAAGCGAAAUAAACCAGGUCAGAAGCAGGUUCACCAGUGCCUGCGGGCCACAGGUUUGCAAGGAAGCACUUGACUGAGGAGACAAUUUAUGAUCCGCGGUAAUGCAUCUUUUUUGUCUCACUAUGUAAGAAGCGAGUGAGGAAGAGAGGGAAAACGAACGAACUGUGUUGUGAAUGGGGGAGGGAUUCCGUGACUGAUGACACCACCGAGGGGAAAUAACCACGCUUGAGCGGAUCCAAGCCUUUUUUGUAGAUUAAACUUCCUUGCCUAAAAAUAAAUGUGGAAGGGAAAGGGGAUCCAAAUGCCCUUUUGCCAGACAGCCACUGUCUGGUUCUAGCCCGCCGGAUUUCUGGGCCUUUGUGUGUGGCUUCACCCUCUCCACCAGGCCUCGGGGCCUGAGGAAGCUGAGGGAGAGGCCCUUGUGUGCAGUGGCCGCCAGAGCACCCCGGUGGCCUGUCCAGCACACAGUGGUGAUGAGCUGUGUCUCUGUAUCUGACUUCCAUGGAUACGUGUGCCUUAAAUAUUUGCUAUGCCUAAUUUGAAUUGCUUUGGGUCUGCUGAAAUAAUUCAAACCUAAGUUUUCUCUCACUGUGGACAGUGCCACUCCCCCACCACUUCCUCUUCAGCAGGAAGUCAGUACCUGGGAGUGGAUAUCCACUUUCUUACAGGGAACAGUGUAGCUCGACAAGUAUAAAAAUGCAAGCAAAACUCAAUAAUACAAACUCACCUGCCAAGCCGGGCGCACCAGGUCAGCUCAUUGAUGGUGCCGUUCAUGAACCAGGGAGCCGAGCAGCUGCAGUCACACUGGGACCAACUGCUCUGCUCUCGUGUUGGUCGGAGCAAAAAUAGCUUUUGACAAGACAGUGGAGGUCAAACACCAGACUCAGUAUAGAACUGUCUCCUCUCGGUUAUUUCCCACCAUUAAACACCCUGCAGACAAGUCGGUGAAAAAUAUACUGUCUUUCAUGAAAAUUGAUUCUUGCAAGCCACACACAUUCUGAAGAGCAAGACAAAAUGUUGUAGAAUAUCAACAAUAAAUUUCCUUCAGAAAGCUCGAGUUCCUCUCCUCCCACUUUUAUGGGAAAUACAUUUAUUGAUCAUGGCCUGCAUUUUUGUUGAAGCCACUUGGCAAAUAAGGUGCCCUGCAGAUCAUCCUCUGAGAGAAGACAGUGCUAUUGCCUCCUGAGACAGAGCUGCAAGCCCCAGAACCCAAGGCCACCGAGUUCUCCCCAACCUGACCAGCUGACCAUUUCCCAGGCUGGGAUAAAAAGAGAGAGAGAGAGAGAGAAGGAAGAAGCUGGAAGGAGACUGCCAAGUCCUAACCCUGGGUAGAAGGAGCAGGCACUGUCCCUUGAGACUCGGGGACUGGCCCUACGAUGCCGGGUCCCCAAGUCUGUGGACGUUCAGUAUUUGCACACAGCCCACAUAUAUCCUCCCAUGUACCCCAGUCAUGUUUACGUUUCCUGUAAUACCCAGUGCAAUAUACAUGCUAUGCAAACUGUUGCUCUGCUGUACGUUUAGGGACUAAUGACAAGAAAAAUGUCCACGUGUUCAGUACGGAUGAGAUUUCCCUAGGCAUUUUCUUUAUUUUGUCAUGUGGAAAGUCAUUCUUUUUUUUUUUCAGCUUUGAGUU